CUCACACCUGAUUGGCCAUCAAUUAUGUCAGUCAUUCUUCCAUUCCGCCCCCGCGUCUAGCCACUUCCGCUUCUGUGUCAAACCCAAAAGCUUCACUGCAAGUUCCUUAUCUGGACUUGUUACACCGCUUACUGGGCCAACGCUAUCCAGCAUUCGCCGGCAUCGCUCUUCCAACCUAAGCGUUUUGUGGCCACCAAGCACAACUACUGUGCUGUUGUGGUGGUGACGAUCCAGUGGGGAACCUUGACUGACAGGUUUCUGUCCAGAAGGUUGUCAUCAGAGGGAACAUGUGUUAGAAGUUGACCAGUCAUCAAGUCAGAUUUGUCAGCGUUGACUUCAGAAGAUGAGCAAUGAGGAGGAGUUCUACGACGCCGUUACAGGCCUGGAUUCGGAUGAGUCAUAUGAAGGGGUGUCGGAGUCCAGUUACAAAGAUGCACUGGUAUUUGAUAGCAGGAACAAUGGAUCAAAGCCACAGGCGAACGGUGUCAAGAAACACAGGACGUCAUUACCCACAGCAAUGUUUUCCAGAAACACUAUUAGUGUCUGGAGUAUCCUUAAGAAAUGCAUCGGAAUGGAACUCUCCAAGAUCACAAUGCCUGUUGUCUUCAACGAGCCUCUUAGCUUCCUGCAGCGAAUCACAGAAUACAUGGAACACACUUACCUCAUCAACAGAGCCUGCUCACUGUCUGACUCCAUAGAACGUAUGCAGGCCGUCGCUGCGUUUGCUGUGUCGGCCGUUGCGUCUCAGUGGGAGCGAACUGGAAAACCCUUCAACCCUCUUCUUGGGGAGACAUAUGAACUCACCAGAGAGGAGCACGGCUUUCGGCUGAUUGCAGAGCAGGUAUCCCAUCAUCCCCCGGUGAGUGCCUUCCACGCUGAGAGCCUGGCUGGAGACUUUGUAUUCCAUGGCUCAAUAUACCCCAAACUGAAAUUCUGGGGGAAGAGCGUUGAGGCGGAGCCCAAAGGGACCAUCACUCUGGAGCUACUUAAGCACAAUGAGGCCUACACAUGGAGCAACCCUCACUGCUGCGUGCACAACAUCAUCUUGGGCAAAUUAUGGAUAGAGCAGUAUGGCUCCGUAGAAAUAGUCAACCACAGCACUGGAGACAAGUGUGUGUUGAAUUUCAAGCCUUGUGGGAUGUUUGGCAAAGAGCUGCACAAAGUGGAGGGAUACAUCCAGGAUAAGAGUAAAAAGAAGCUUUGUGUCAUCUAUGGGAAGUGGACAGAGUGCAUGUGGAGUAUUGAUCCUCAGGCUUACGAGGCUCACAAGAAGGCUGAGAAGAAAGGAGACAACAAGAAGCACAAACAUGAGGAGCCGGUAGGAUCGGAGAACGAUGACGCUGAUGACAUGCCAGAGGUCCAGGAGACGGUGUCGGUCAUACCAGGAAGUACUUUACUUUGGAGGAUAGAUCCGAGACCGGCUCACUCUGCUCAGAUGUACAACUUCACCAACUUUGCAAUGUCUCUCAACGAGCUGGAGCCAGGCUUGGAGGCUAUACUGGCCCCGACUGACUGUCGCUUCAGACCUGACAUCAGAGCCAUGGAGAAUGGCCAAAUGGAGGAAGCAAGCCAGGAGAAGGAGAGGCUGGAAGAAAAGCAACGAGCAGCCAGAAAACAGAGAGCUAGGCAUGAGGAGGAGUGGUCGACAAGGUGGUUCCAAAUGGGAACCAACCCAAACACUGGCUCCCAGGACUGGAACUACUCUGGUGGUUACUUCAGUAGGAAUUACCAAGACCUGCCUGAUAUCUACUGAUGAGACUGCUCGUCUUUACCCUCUGACCCUUCCGGCGCUCCCGCACACUUUACUGUAACUUCGAGGGACAUACUUUCAAAACUUAACCCUUCACCAUCGCACACCUCCAGCGCAGAGAGGAAAGACUUCCACAUAGGCCUUGAACAGUCGCCUCAUCUUGACUUGCUCGCUUCUUCACCAUCAAGGAUUUGACGUCAACUUUAGUUGUGUGUCUUGUAAAUGUUUGCCAUCAUUGCUCAUUAUCGUUUUUUUCAUCUGUCACGGCGGAAUGUGUGUGGUGUUAGUCCUUAAUGCAACAUUCUGUGUUUAAAAAAAACAAAAUGGGCUUGAGCAAUAGAGUGAUGAUUACAAAAAUAAGGUAAAAUAUGUCCUUGCCUCCCACGCUGUCAAAAAAAAAAGGAAAAAAGACACCUGUUUGCAAAAUUCCAGAAUGAUUCCAUUCCGGUGUCAAAAAAAUGACGACUAUAUUGGGAUGUCAAGACACUUGCCAUCAAAAUAUGACGAAGAGAAACAUUGUGACAUUCCUUGUUAAUAUUCUCUCCAUUUAGAUCAGGUUUGUAGAAGACCAACAGCGCAUUAAGUUUUUAUUUUACAUUCCUCUUAAAUGUGAAAAUUAAAAAAAAGUUCAGCUAUCACGCUGACUGGUAGUAAUCGUGCAGAAAUCCCAAACAGCUUCGGCAAGAAAAUAUUUGGACCACAGUUAUUUUUGUUUCACUAUUGUAUAUUGUAAAAAGCGAACGUAUGGAUUCUGUUGGACGGUGGCCAAACUUCUCCCCGCCUGCCUAUAAUUUUUUUGAAGCACUUAACCACAUACACCCUUUAGACUUAUUUAUUCUUGCCUGUGACAUCUGCAAAGUUUUUUCUUUUUUUGCAAUCUGUGAUGUGUAGACGAAACACUAAAGUUGGACGCCGCGUCGGGAUGGGCAAGAGUUGUUUGAAACACAAAACGGUACAACACUUUCAUCUAUUCACAAUUGCAACAAAUGGGCCGUUGAGGUCAAAUCCUUUUUUUUUUAGGUUUUUUUUUUGUUGUUGUUUCUCCCGAAUAUGUCUUCUGUUGAAUUUUAACCUCCUCCUCUUGGACUAUCAAUGUGGUUGUGGUUGUUGUUGUUGUUUGUGUACAAGUGUUACACAGAGGUAAUCCCACACAAAAAUGAAUGACACAUUAUUUUGUGCAAUUGACUUAUUUUUAUAGUAUUUAAAAACAUUUUCUUUGGUGAGAACAUACCACCAGAUGUUUUAUGUUUUGGUGGGGGACUGUAUAGGCAUACUGUGGACAGCUUGAUAGAGUCAUGUACAGGAGAAUGUCUACUAAUAAAAACCUUAAUUUCA
This is a messenger RNA of Hippocampus zosterae (dwarf seahorse), 3085 nucleotides long. Its product is annotated as oxysterol-binding protein-related protein 2-like. Gene Ontology annotation, cellular component: cytosol; intracellular membrane-bounded organelle; membrane. NCBI's taxonomy places the organism in Eukaryota, Metazoa, Chordata, Actinopteri, Syngnathiformes, Syngnathidae. The record is from RefSeq and is a predicted model, not a curated record. The coding region runs from base 344 to 1753 and encodes 469 amino acids. The transcript has 14 exons. Gene Ontology annotation, molecular function: cholesterol binding.